ACAAAGUUCAGUGCUACAUAGGCAUUAGCUUCAAUUAAAUUCUGAUUGCAAUCAAGAACCAAAGCUUGCUUGACUUUUUAGGUUGUGUUAAGUGCUUUUGUAAAUAUUGAAAAACUGGAGUACAUUGUAAUUAUAUUAUUGAAACAAUUUUGGAUAACACUGGAUGAAAGAGUGAUGGAGAUAACAACUACAAGUCUAGUAUAAUUUGCCAAGAUGCGACUGAAAUACUGUGACAUAGAUGUAAUUACUGCACUACUGGGCAUCAUUUUGAUACAAGGACUGCAGACUAUUAGUGCAGCUACAACUCAGGAUAUUGGUAACACUUCAACCAAAGCAGCUACAACGACAACAAAUGCAACUGAAGCCACAACUGCUUUUAGUAUAGAUAAUAAAACAACAACAGUAUCCAAUGUAGAAGUAGAUACUACAAAAGCUACAAUAACCAAUACGACAACAGUUAAGAGUGAAGCUGCUACUACUAAAGCUUCAACAAGCACUACAAAAGCUCAGGAGCUAAGCACAACAAAAUCUACAACAACUACCACUAAGGUUAUACCAGUUGAGGAGAUAGAUACAACUAAAGCUACAACAACUGAGGAAAUAAAUCCAACGGAAGAGAUGACUACGGUUAAUACAGAAGAAAUAACUACAAUGGCUAGUAUGAAUAAUACUUGCUCUUGUAAAGUAAUUCUUGGGUCAGUUCAGCUUACUAAAUACGAAGCAGAGUUGACGAUUGGAUGUUUGGCAUGUCUGUCUCUGUUGCUUCUAUUGCUGCUUCUCAUGAUUCCACUGUGGAUGGCUAGUAUGAGACUCAAGAAGUAGGCCAUGGCUUGUCAGCCCAAAUAUGCUCAUUUUUUACAAUGUAUGGUGUUACACAGGUCCAUUGACUGUAGAUCUGCGGAGUUGCGAGACAACAGGGUUUUUUGAAAUUGGACAAUAUAUUUGCAAUGUUCAGAAAGAGAAAGUAUUUGGUAGAAUCUGUUGAAAUGAGUGAUGGACUUGGGACUGGCUAAAAGUGUUCAUAUUAAAUUCUUGAGUAUUCACAUGAGAGAGAUGUUUAUUUUACAUUUAGAAAAGUGGUCCAUUCAUAUACUGUAUUACACCAAAUAAUCAAAAAAUAAGAAAAGCCUACUAAUAUCAAGAAGAAAAAUGUUUUAUGGAUUACAGCUCUUCAAAAUGUUAUCCAAGCUUUAGAAAGAAAGAUCUUAUUUAUGGUUACGUGAGAAGUUCUAUUUAUGCAACCUGGGCUGUGAGUAGUUCACUGAUGAUACCCAGGGUCUGUUUUUAUCACAACACUGAUAAUCACACACCACAGAUCUGAUAAUAUCUUCAUAUAUUGUACAUAAUAGUUUUAGUUUGUAAAUAAUUUCAUAAUUUUGAGGAAAACUGAGCCUAACUGAAAAUAUGGCCAAUUUUUUGGGCAUAUUAGAGGACUAAAUCCAUAAAUCUGUACCAACAGAUUAUCCUGGUAGUUUUGGAAAUCAUUUAUCAUCUUGAGGAUAUGACUCAGAUUGGGCUCUUAUCCUGAUACAACUUAACCUCACAUAGACAACAAAUGUCAUGAUGACUUGUAGGAUAUAAUACAGUAAAACGUGUCUGAUGUGAACAAAUUUCUGGGGGUCAUGUGAUAUAGAAUAGGCAAAAAAUGCCAGAAAAUCACAUUUUUUUGGUAUAACAGUGGAUUCAACAUAACUUUGAAAGGAUAUGUUGGUAUUGAUCCGUUACUAUGGAGACAACGGGAAGAAAUAGGUCAUGUAUAUUCAUGUAAAAGAAGUGAUCACAUACAGGAUUUGCUGUACACGUUGUGUUUCUAGAUGUAGUUGCAUCAUGUAGCAUGCAAGAAAAUAAUAAGAUGAUCCAAUUAAGGUGGUCCUUGUGGGAGAAUUUCUGGAUUGCACAGGAUAUCAGUGUAAAAAACAUUAGUAUUAACUCUUCUCAGCCUACCAUACAAUUAUAAGGUCACUGAAAACUCAUUGUUUUCUGGGUAUUGUUUUGGUUUGAGA
This is a messenger RNA of Owenia fusiformis, 2003 nucleotides long. NCBI's taxonomy places the organism in Eukaryota, Metazoa, Annelida, Polychaeta, Sabellida, Oweniidae. The record is from the annotation of a GenBank genome assembly.